Messenger RNA from Lasiosphaeria miniovina, 621 nucleotides. RefSeq lists its product as uncharacterized. The record is from RefSeq and is a predicted model, not a curated record. Lineage: Eukaryota; Fungi; Ascomycota; Sordariomycetes; Sordariales; Lasiosphaeriaceae. Bases 1 to 621 code for a protein of 206 amino acids. The transcript has 2 exons.
AUGGAACUGCUGCUAAACAUCUUGCACUUCCGGAGCGUCGAUAUCCCCACCACCUUACCUCUGAAGACCCUCGCUAUGCUCGGCAUCGAGUGCGACAAGUAUGCCUGCGAAUCAGCCCUUGCGCCGUGGAUAUUGAUCUGGUGCCAAAAUAUCCGCGUCUCCGACAUCACAGAAGAAAUCGACCUAAAAUACGCGGUACUCGUGGCGCACAAACUCAAGCCGCCGAACUUCUUAACUAUAUUAUCUAAUGUUGGAUCAAAGAUGACGCCCGCCACUCUCCAGAACUGGCAGGGCGAUCCACUGUUGGAUAAACAUAUACCAAUAUCUAUUCUAGACACCAUCUCGAGAAAGAGACAGGAAACCCUGGACAGUCUCCGCGAGCUAAUAGAGGGCCGCGAAACGGCGCUACAUUGCACGACGGCCGUCUUCCCCAUGACGGGAGUGCUAUGCCCGCAGUGCACGCAACUACACCCCGACGGCACCAAGAACUGCCAUUCGUGCCACAACUCCACGACACUCAUCAAACGUCUCUGCACUUCCGAGCACCGCGUCACCACGUACUUUGACAUUCUCAAGACGCACAAGCUGUGGCCUACUGUCGCGCCCUUUGCGGCCUGCUAG